AUGUAUGAUGCCCCGACAGCGUUCAAAAGAUGUGAAGAAUAUCUGAUCGAGAAGUCUCAAAAGUCAUUGCAGACGAAAUUGCUGAUGUCGAUUCGCAAUAAGAUGAGAAAGUUACAGAAUUUCUGUCUCGUUAACAUCAAAACGAAGGAGGAUAUUCGAUCAGUGUUGCCAGGAAGUCUCAACGAAUUGGGUGAAUCGGUCUCGUCUUAUCUUCUUCAUUUACUCGCUUCACUUGAAUCACACCCACCCCGCCCACUAAAGCGAAAGAGCAGCUAG
Messenger RNA from Caenorhabditis remanei, 276 nucleotides. RefSeq lists its product as uncharacterized. Lineage: Eukaryota; Metazoa; Nematoda; Chromadorea; Rhabditida; Rhabditidae. The transcript is spliced from 2 exons. Bases 1 to 276 code for a protein of 91 amino acids. The record is from RefSeq and is a predicted model, not a curated record.